AUGAUACCAAUACCAAGAAAUUUCUAUAGAAUCUUUGCUAGGUCUGCUACUACAUUUACCAAUGUUAAAAUUAAUAAUGUAGUCAAAAUUACAACAACAAAAGGUGCGCCAAUUGUUGGCACGGGAAUAUUUCAAAGAAAGAAUUUUCAUUCCUCAACAAAAAAUAAAUCAGAUAAAUUAUUUAUACAUCGAAAUACGCCAUAUAAUAAUCCAUCAAUUCCAUUUGAGCUUACACCUGAAAAUCUUAAACGAGCAGAAGAAAUCAUUAAAAGAUACCCACCACAAUACAAAAAAGCAGCCGUUAUACCUUUGCUAGAUCUUUGUCAACGUCAACUCGGUUGGACAAGUCUUUCAGUGAUGAAUGCUGUUGCAAAAUUAUUGGAAAUGCCUCCAAUGCGUGUAUAUGAAGUUGCAACUUUUUAUACAAUGUUUAAUAGGGAACCAGUUGGUAAAUAUUUUCUUCAAUUAUGCACAACAACACCAUGUGAAUUAUGCGGAGCGAAUGAAAUUUUAAAAACAAUUGAAGAUCAUCUUAAAAUCAAAGUUGGAGAGACUACAUCCGAUAAAUUAUUUACAUUGGUAGAGGUUGAAUGUGCAGGUGCUUGUGUUAAUGCUCCUGUUUUGGCCAUUAAUGAUGACUAUUAUGAGGAUUUGACGCCAGAAACAACAAUCAAGAUUCUUGAUGAAAUAAAAUCUGGAAAGUUACCUAAACAUGGACCGCAAACAGGUCGUCAUACCUGUGAACCAAAAACGGGCCUAACCACUUUAACAAGCGAACCUUAUGGACCUGGUUUUGGUGUUAGAUCAGAUUUAUAA
Molecule: messenger RNA, 816 nt
Organism: Entrophospora sp. SA101
Lineage: Eukaryota; Fungi; Glomeromycota; Glomeromycetes; Entrophosporales; Entrophosporaceae
Source: the annotation of a GenBank genome assembly